Molecule: messenger RNA, 1663 nt
Organism: Aricia agestis (brown argus)
Lineage: Eukaryota; Metazoa; Arthropoda; Insecta; Lepidoptera; Lycaenidae
Product: lachesin-like
Exons: 9
Coding region: 181-1545 (454 amino acids)
Cellular component (GO): neuron projection
Source: RefSeq, a predicted model, not a curated record
GUAGCGCUGUGUUCACCGCAGGCUCCCAAGUUGAGCGACUCUCGUCGUCCCACUCGCGCCAUCUCUUGAGUGGAUGUAGACACGUUUGAGGUUCCAAGACAAUGACAAUAAUAUACUUUAUACAGUAAUAUAUGCGAUAUUGAGAUGUGAUAUUGGAGGAUUAGGGUGUAUGUUGACACUAUGGCGGAGUGGCGGCGGCGAGGCGUUGCCAGGGAGACCGGCCUGCCUCUGGUCUCCACGUUUGCGCUACUCACUAUAGUUGCAGGUCAGCUGCAGGGGUCGGGCUACAGCGACCCCGAGCCGGAAUUCCUGUCGCCCCUGGAGAACAUUACUGUGGCCCAGGGUAGAGACGUCCAUUUCACCUGCACUGUCAAUCAUCUGGCCGGUUACAAGGUGGCUUGGAUAAAGUCCGAUACGAAGACAAUCCUGGCGAUACACACGCACAUGGUUACCCUCAACCCGCGGCUAUCGGUGACACACAAUGGCCACAACACGUGGAAACUCUACAUCAGCAAUGUCGAGCCGAAGGACUCCGGCACGUAUAUGUGCCAGAUCAACACGGACCCCAUGAAGAGCCAGAUGGGUCACCUAUCCGUCAUGAUACCGCCGGAGAUCGCGGACGACGACGGCUCCGAAGGCAGCACAGUAGAAGGUGGCGCUGUGGAGCUGCGCUGCACUGCAACUGGUGUGCCCGAGCCUACUGUGUCCUGGAAGCGGGCAGGCGGACGCACCAUCGUCUUCCGAGAUGAGAUGGGCACCGAAGUUAAAGAAGUACACAACUUCGUGGGUUCUACACUAAGCCUGAAAGGACUGAAGCGCACGGACAUGGGGUCGUACUUGUGCAUCGCGGCCAACGGAAUCCCCCCAACCAAGAGCCGCCGGUACGAGGUCUCUGUCAUGUUCAAACCGAUGGUGCGAGCUGCGAGCCUCGUGGUGUGGCGCGCGGCGGACAUGCAGGUGACGCUUCAGUGUUACGUCGAGGCCUACCCGAGACCGCUCACCACCUGGCAGCGAGGAGACUCCGGUGCAAAGCUUCUCAAUAGCUCGAAGUACGUGAUAUCGGAGUACGUACUGAACGAGUACGCGGUCCGCAUGAACAUCACCAUCAGCCGGCUGCGGCGGAGCGACUUCGGCGAGUACACCUGCUUCGCCGGCAACGCGUAUGGGUCUGCCAACGCGACGAUAACGCUGAAAGAGACGCCACAGAAAACCACAACAACAACGACGACAACUACGACAACAACAACUACAACAACAACAGAACGGACAACAACCGUCACAACAACAACGCGACCACCGAAGCGCCACCUCAAGAAGCAGCCCGACCGAAGCCAGAACGCGCUCGACGUAGACCUGCUACGAAGUAACCUUAACACUCGCUACGGCGCUACGAACAGUAGCAAUGAGUACGCACAGCGAACAGAGAGACAGAAAGUCCGCCCGUCCGGACCACCCCGACAUUUAGUCGGAUUUAGCAACGACGUGCGAAAAUAUCUCUCACAUUAUCUACUACUUUUACUAUUGUCUCUAAAUAUUCUCAUAUAAAUGUUUCUUUCGUCUUAGCUGUGCAAAUAGUGAUAAAAUCAUGGCUGUUAAAUUUUUAUUAGUAUUAAGUAUUUGAAAGUUGUUUGAAGGAAAUGUUGAAAAUGUUUAGGACAGUAUA